Molecule: messenger RNA, 372 nt
Organism: Lactuca saligna
Lineage: Eukaryota; Viridiplantae; Streptophyta; Magnoliopsida; Asterales; Asteraceae
Source: the annotation of a GenBank genome assembly
AUGGUUCGGAUUGACUACGCACCAUGGGGACUUAAUGCUCCUCACACUCACCCAAGAGCCACCGAGAUUCUUACUGUUCUUGAAGGGACACUACAAGUUGGAUUUGUAACAUCUAAUCCCGAUAACAGAUUUAUCACAAAGGUGCUUCAAAAGGGUGAUGUUUUCGUGUUCCCAGUGGGGCUUGUUCAUUUCCAACGCAAUGUGGGUAAUGGAUAUGCUGUGGUUAUUGCUGCAUUAAGCAGUCAAAACCCAGGUGCCAUAACAAUUGGGAAUGCUGUUUUCGGUGCAAAUCCUGCAAUUCCAGCGGAUAUUCUUGCUAAGGCGUUUCAAGUGGAUAAGAGUGUGGUGGAUCAGCUACAAGCGAAGUUCUAG